Nezara viridula (southern green stink bug) is the source of this 7113-nucleotide messenger RNA. Lineage: Eukaryota; Metazoa; Arthropoda; Insecta; Hemiptera; Pentatomidae. The record is from the annotation of a GenBank genome assembly.
AUUUAAUGUAAUGUUUUAUCUUUUGAAGGUGAAAUGAAGAUAUCGAUUAUAAAUCGUAACGACAAUGGAAGUUUAAAUUCAUGGGGUAGAAAAACCGUUAGAAUAGUAAACAUACCCAUCGACAGUAAAUACAGGAUUAGCAAAUGACAUUUGGUUUUUAUUAGGUCAAAAAGAAUUCAAUAUGAAGCUUGACGAAUGGGGGAAAUUACUUAUAUCUUGGGCCAAUUUUUUGGAUCCUAACGAGAAUAUUAUAAAAAUUGAAGAUUUAUCUACUUCUGGGUUCUUUCCUCGUUUGUUGAAAUCUUUACAAUCAAGUGAUGGAGAAGCUAAUAUUGAAGAAUACUACAAUUAUUUGCAAGAGCAUUAUAAGUCAAUGGAUUUUGGUAAUCCUAAAACUAAAGAAGGAGCUGUUUUACAUGCAACGACAUUUCUUAUUUAUUGUUCACUGCAUCAUCCCAACAAUGGGCUGCAAAAGAAAAUGAUAGAUUUACCUCAUUCGACACAAUGCCAGUUAACAGACUUUUUACAAGAAUUUGUUGAUGUUCCGAAGUCCAGCAUAACGAGGGAACUUAUAUUUUCUAAAGUUUCAGAAAUUUGUAUUGCUGGUUUACAAGGAAAUGCCGUUCGCACUCCAUCCAAUUUUGGAACCCCUGUCACCUACACUUCAAGUCCUUCUACUGAAGAGAUCAUGGGUUCAAAAUCGAGUAGCUCAACAAAAAAGCCUUCACGGUUAAAGAAACUUAGGAACGAUAUUGAAAUAUUGACUUCUCUGAAAGUGGAAUUAACUGAAGAACUUGAAUCUGCGAAAGAAGCCAUUUCUAAAUUAGAAUGUGACAUUAAGAAAAGAGAUGUUGAAAUAUUAAAACUGAAGUCGGAAAUUAAAAAAUCUGAAGAUAUUGAACAUGUCUGUGAAACACAAAAAAAUAAUGAUAAUUUUAAAGUUGAAAAAUUGAAGGCUACCAUUGAGAAUUUGGAACUACAGAAAUGUGAACUAGAGGGCACUGUAUCACAACUCUAUGAUGAGAAGGAUACAAUUAAUGAAGAGAUGAAGAAGUUGAAGAACAUUUUACAAAACGCUGAAAUUCAAAGAAAGCAUUCAGACGAUAUCAGAGAUGAUUUAGAAGAAGAAAUUACUAGAUUGAAGGGUGUAAUUGAACAGCUUACAAUAACAAAUAACGAACAGUCUGAGUAUAUAACAGAAUUGACAAGGGUAAAAGAUGAUUCAAAAUGUUUCUCUGACAGCCAGUCUGAAAAUAUUAUUCUGCCAGAAUCUCUAGGGCAACAUGUGAUAGAUCUUCAAGUCCGGGAACUUCAAGAAGAACUUGAAAAAAAGGAAACUGAAAUAGCUGAAGCAAAAAAUAUCAUUAAUGAUCUCAGUUCUUUAAUCAAUGAAAAUAAGGAAACUAUAGAAAAUCAAAAUUCUCUGUUGACAAAAAAAGAAAAUGAAUUGGAACAAAAAAAUGGUCACUUGGAAGAUUUAGAACAAUCCAUUUUAAAGUUCAAAAGUGAAUUGGAAAGUUUAAAAGAGGAAUAUCAACAACUUGUUAAAGAAUCUGAGUAUCAGGUAUGUACGGUAAAAGAAGAAUUAAAUGUAUCACAUAAUACAGUAGCAAGUCUAAAAUCAGAGAAACAACAACUGGAAGAAACUGUGAAUUCUAAUUUGGAAAUGAUCAGAAUGCACGAGGAAAGAAUAAGUAGUUUAAAUGAUGUAAUACGUUUGAGUGAUGAAGAGAUCAAUUCUUUAAAAAAAAACAUUGUAAAACUAGAAAACCAAUUAGAUAUUACAUUGAAGUCUAGCGAAGAAGAAAUUAGUUAUAAAAAUGAACAAAUUAAAGUUUUAGAAGAUUCUAUUAAUGCUUGGGUAGAAAGAAAUUUAGAAUUAAACAACAUUCUCGGAAAUCUUACUGCCGAGAUGGAGGAAAAGAAUCUCACCAUUAAAAAUAAUGGAGCAGAUUUAAGAAAUUUAGAAUGCCAAAAUUUGUUUUUAACUAACACUCUACAAGAAAAAGAUUCGAUUAUCAAUAGUAUGCAGACUUCGAUAAACUCCUUGACCGCUGAUGUAUCUGCAUUUAAACACAAAGAAAAUUCUUUAGUCACUGAACUGAAAUCAUUGGGUUGUUGUAAUUCACAGCUUCAAUCGCAGAUCUCUGGUCUGAAUGAACUGCUGAACUCUUGUAUAACAGAAAAGAAUGCACUUUCGAAAACAGUUCAAGAUAAGGAAAUAGCUGCACAGCAACAAAUAAAUAAAUUGAAAGACAUGAAGAAUGAUUUCGAAGCUAGAAAAAGAAAACUUGAAAGUGAUCUAGAACAAAAAGAAAAAGAAUACAAAGAAGCUGAAGAAGAUAGAUGUCGCCUAAAUAUAGAUUUGGAUGACCUGAAGCACAAAUUUAUGUUUCUCGAAAUAAAAAUGAAAGAAAAAGAAAAUGAAGUAUCAGAUAAAUGUAGCACCAUCGAAAAGUUAGAAAACGAGUUAGAGAAGUCUGUUAAGAAAGAAAUAGACUUAACUAAUCAGGUUCAUGAAUAUGAAAGAUGUGUUUCUACCACAGAACAAGAACUGGAGUCUUCUAAAGCAGCUAUAUCAGAGUUACAAAAAGAAGUUUCACAACUUUUGUUUGAAACAGAAGAGCACAACAGGCAAGAGUUUAAUUUGAAAAAUGAGAUAUCGACAAAUACUGAAAUUAUCAACGAACUCAGAAAACAGUUAUAUGAAGCUGAAAUAAAUCAAAAAGAACUUCAAGAAGGAUACAUCAAGGAAAAUGACUCUUUGAAUUCUAUUAUUAGCGAGUUGAAAUUGUCUUUAGUCAAACUUAAUGAGGAUUUAUCUGUCAGUAAUGAUGUUAACAAUGUAUUAACCAAAGAUGUGACAGCGAGAAAGGAAUUAACUAAAAAUCUGGAAAAUACGAUUGUCACUCUUCAGUCUAUGUUACGAUCUCUGGAAGAAGAGAACCAUGUUUUGAAUGACGAAGUCUUCUCUAAAGGCUGUGCUCUUGACGAAUUACAGAAACAAAUUGAGUCUUAUAAAGUUGAAAUUAAUGCCUCAAUCGUUGAGAAAGCAGCUAUUUGUCAUGAGUUGCAAAAUUUCAAGGAAUUGUACAAUGAUGAAGUUGAAAAAACAGAUAAUUUAAAUAAUAAAAUUUCAGAAUAUGUUUCAAAAGUUAAUGAUCUUGCACAAGAGCUUGUUUCUAAAGAAGAUGAAAUCACUGACCUGAAAAUGAGUGUAGAAGAUUUGAAAUUGAAGAAAAACCAUCUCGAAGAUGUCAAUAAUUCUGCCCAAAGUAAGAUAACUUCCUUAGUCGAAGAAACCUCUGAUCUUAAAUCUGAUAUUGCUAAUUUACACACAGCUAUAAGGGAACAGGAGGAAACUAUAGGCAUUUACAGAAAAAAAGAAUAUGAAGAAAAUAAGAAUAUGAAGAUGCUAGAAGAAUCUAUGACUGAUUUAAGAUCAAAGAUAAAGGAUAUAACUGAGGAAAAUAAUGAUUUGAAAAUCGAAAUAAAUGAUCUAAAGGCACAAUUAGUGGAUUCAAAAGAAAUUUAUGACGAUUUAAAAAAAAAAUAUGAUGAAAAAACUGUACAGGUAAAUGAUUAUUCACAAAAACUUGAAGAUCUCCUGACAAAAUCACAUUCGGAAAUCAAAAAACUUGAAGAGAACUUCAAUGGAGAAAAAUCCAAGUUGAUAAAAGAUUACAAUGGUUUAAUGAGUGAUUUUGAAAACUUGAAAGAUGAAAAAGAAAAAUGGAAUUUGGAAUUGAAGAAUAUCAAAUUAGAACACUCAAAUAAUAUCGAAAAAAUUGAAAAAGCCCAACUCUUAAUCGUUGAACUUCAGGAAAAAGAAACAAGCCUAAGUCAGGAGGUUUUACUAUUGAAAGGAAAAGAAGAUAAUUUAAAAAAAGAAAUCUAUGAUAAAAAUAAUGCAAUCACUAAUCUCAAUAAUGAAAAGGAUUGUUUAAAAAAAUUGGUUUCAACUUAUGAGUUUGAAGAAAAGAUUUUGAACUCUAAACUUCAUUCAAAAGAAACGGAAAUUUCUGAAUUGAAGUCAAAUCUUGAUCGCCUACAUGCACAAUUCGAAUCCAAAGAAGAAAAAUUUGAAAAGGAAAUUGAAUCAAAGCUUCAAAAAAUUCACGAUCUUGAUUUGACAAUUGGUAAAUUAAAUAGUCAGUACAUUCAAGUCAGCAAAGAAAAAGAAUCUCUCAUUGUCGAAAUUGAAAACAAAAAGUCUUUAGAACUCGAUUUGAAAUCAUUACAAAUCGAUCAUGAGUCCUUAAAAGAUGAAAAGUUAGAAUUAGAAAAAGAAUCUAUUUUGAAAAAUGAAGAAAUAUCUCAAUUGAAGUUCAGUUUGUAUUCAUACGAAAAAGAAAUUAACUCGUUGAAAACAGAAAAUCAAAAUCAAUAUAAAACUUUACAGAAUAAAAUUAAAGAAUUAGAAGAAAUAAAGUUGUCUUUGAAAAAUCUUCAAAAUGAAACUUUAGAGAGUAAAAUGAAAGAAAAAACUAUAAUGGACCAAUUGGUCCAGCAUAAUGACAUGAUCAUAAGCCUCGAGCAGAGCCUUGUCUCGGCCGAUGCUCAAGUACACGACGCUCAGGUGGAAAUAUCCUCGUUGAAGGAUUCUUUGCUGAAGAAAGAUGAACAGAUAGAAAGUAUCGGUAAAGAAAAGAACUGUUUGAAAUUGGACAUGGACAUAGUUCUUAAAAAAAGUGAAAUGUUAUCAUCUCAAUUGGAUGCAAAAAAUAAUGCAAUUCAGGAACUCCAUAGCAAAUUAAAUAAGGCUGAAGAUGAGAUUUCGAAAUUGAUUUUAAAGAAAACCGACCACGAACAGACUAUAGAAAGCCUCUAUAACACCCUACAAAGCCAGAAUACCGAGAUAAAUGAUAAAAAUAAGGAGAUAGACAUAUUACAGAAGGAAAUAAAAAAUGUCAUUCAGCAACUUUCUGAUGAAAGGGCUAAUCAGAACAAUCAAAUUGAAAAAUUAAAAGCUGACAAUGAUGUAAAGGAGUCUACAUUGAAGACUCAUAUUUCGGAAUCAGACUACAAAGACCGUUUGGAGCAGGUCAAAUCUACUUAUGAAAAAAAAGUGCUUGCUUUGAAGGCUGUAAUGAAAAAGCAGUUUACUGAGAAAUUAGAAGACAUUACAUUUUCUCUUCAGAAUACAAAUACCGAUCUUAAAGAAAAGCUCUUCAAAGAACAAGAGAGGUGUGCAAGAUUGCAGUCAGAACUUUGGAACGCCAGCGAUAAAUUACUGAUUGCUCAAGAACAAAAUCGAACGUUACUUUCUAACUUUCAGAAUCGAAAUGCGUACGAAGUACUUAGACCAAGUGAACCUCUCUCCCCAAUAAGCAAAGCACGAUCUAUGGAAGUUUUGUCCGGACGAAACAGAGGCAUUGAUAACUUUGCCCGAGACAUCAGCCUGAAUGAGUCUGGAUCUAGUCGGAGGUCAUCCAUCAGGAGCCUCCCGAGGGGAAUGGGUAAAAAGUUCUCUUUCUCUGCUGGAAAAGUGUUCCCAGCUGCAGAAGAAGAUGGAGAAGUGUUUGAUAAUAGGUAUCUCGCUGAUCUGAAAGCUGGAAGAUGUGAUUUACAGUACGACCCCAAUCGCAUGUCAACGUUGCAAUAUAGGAAUUCUCUGUGUCCUCCACAUUUGAAGUCUUCCUACCCGGCCGAAACUCAGUUCAUCAACACAAUAAAAGAAGAUGAUAUAAAGGAUCAAUCUGGAGCGUUACCCAUUUUGCCUGAUAAAGACAAUGAAAACACUCCUCCCAUUCAAGAUCAACCUGAAGCGUCAGCCAUUUCACCUGAUAAAGAUAAUGAAAAUACUCCUCCCAUUCAAGAUCAACCUGAAGCAUCAGCCAUUUUGCCUGAUAAAGAUAAUGAAAAUACUCCUCCCAUUCAAGAUCAACCUGAAGCAUCAGCCAUUUUGCCUGAUAAAGAUAAUGAAAAUACUCUUUCCAUUCAAGAACAACCUGAAGCGUCACCCAUUUUCACUGAUAAAGACAAUGAAAAUGCUCCCAUUCAAGAACAACCUGAAGCGUCACCCAUUUUUACUGAUAAAGACAAUGAAAAUGCUCCCAUUCAAGAACGACCUGGCGCGUCACCCAUUUUCACCGAUAAAGUCAAUGAAAAUACUCCUUCCAUUCAAAAACAACCUGGCGCGUCACCCAUUUUCACCGAUAAAGGCAAAGAAAAUACUCCUUCCAUUCAAAAACAACCUUGCACGUCACCCAUUUUCACCGAUAAAGGCAAAGAAAAUACUCCUUCCAUUCAAAAACAACCUUGCACGUCACCCAUUUUCACCGUUAAAGAUAAUGAAAAUGCUUCCAUUCAAGAACAACCUGGCAAAUCACCCAUUUUUCCUGAUAAAGAUAAUGAAAAUGCUCCCAUUCAAGAACAACCAGGCUCGUUACCCAUUUUUACUGAUAAAGAUAAUGAAAAUGCUCCCAUUCAAACUGGUUCCAACUCAGCAUCAGUGACUUCAGAAAAUGACGUGAGGAGGGUAAAAAUUCAAGGUAAUGAUAAGCCUUGUCCGCCCACUCCACACAUGGGACAAUCUUCUUACUCAUUGCAGAAGGAGCAGCAGUUGAACGAUACGAUGGUUCUCCAGGAAGCAAAUACGAAUGUGAAGAAAGAUACUUUGACUAAGCCAAUAAAACCAUCCACACCCAGCCGAUUGAAAGCCCUCUUCACUCAUAAAAAAGAUGAGAAUUCACCAAGGAGAAAAUCAUUCUUCCGGAGAACUUGAAAUAUUUAAGGGAAUCCAGGCUUUGCUUUGUAAAUAGUAUGUACAUUCUGUAUCAUAUACGGUCGCUAUUCGUCCCCAUUGCUGUAUUGGUAGCAAUUUUCUUUCAUUUUGAUUAAUAAAUAAUAAAUUUUAUCUAAUGUAUUAAUAAAUUUUUUUGAUAUUAUUUUCAAAGGCUGUUUUAAAAAUGUACUUAAGUGAAUUUGGCUAUGCUUUGUAAUGAAUUCAUUGUAAUAUCAUUGCAUGUGUUGUAAUAAAUAAAUAAAAAAAAACAAUGUGAUUCUGUAUAUCUUUUUUAUGUGAUAUUGACUAGUUAUUAUGUUUCUUUUUAUAAUUAACUCUUUUAUUUAUACUUCAUAUUUUAAUAUACUUUCAAUUUGAAAGUUUAA